This is a messenger RNA of Thermothelomyces thermophilus ATCC 42464, 2219 nucleotides long. Its product is annotated as fungal-specific transcription factor-like protein. Gene Ontology annotation, molecular function: DNA binding; zinc ion binding. The transcript is spliced from 7 exons. Gene Ontology annotation, biological process: DNA-templated transcription. The coding region runs from base 355 to 2061 and encodes 568 amino acids. NCBI's taxonomy places the organism in Eukaryota, Fungi, Ascomycota, Sordariomycetes, Sordariales, Chaetomiaceae. The record is from RefSeq and is a predicted model, not a curated record.
CACAUCCUUGUGCAGUGUGACGCGUGUCGGAUACGGAAAAUCCGGUGCAAUCGAGAGCUCCCCUGCGCCCAUUGCGUUCAUGCGAAGAUAGAGUGCACGCACUCCGGAAAGAAGCCGCCAGAAAAGAGAAGCAGGAUCCUCUUGACUCAUCAGUACGAGAAGAAGAUUGAUGCUAUCGAGCGUCGCCUAGACAAGGUAGUUCACUUGCUCGAGGGUCUUCUCGCUAAGCAGCCUUCUUCUCCUUCACCCGCACCAACAUCUACGACCAAGCCACCGUCUCUGAAUAAUACGGCCGCUUCUGCUAGUCCAGCCACCUAUGGCAGCCAUACAAACGGAACCGAGGCCACUGGCUCUAUGGUCGAAGGCGAGUCGUCGCUGACGGCGCACUCAGUGUUCGCAAACAAUCUCCUUCAGAAAGUGGCCAGCACAGACUCGAGACCUGAGGUGCGGGAGAGGAUAGAUGCUCUGCGCAACAUGGUCGAGUCUAUGGAAAAGCAACCGGCAGCACGCGAAAUGGCGUACCCGCACGCGAAGCCCGUGCGACCAGUCACCCUCGAGGGCUGCGACGUGCCCCCGAUCGAGAAGACCCUGCAGCUCCUCAAGCUCACCAAGGCCCAGCCACAGAUCGGUGCGGCAUGGAUCCUUGAUCUGUUUCAGAUUGACCACUUCCCAGAGACGUGCCUCGCGCUUUACAUGGCAGAGGAAUAUAAUCCGGUCCAUUUUAUCAUUGUCAACGCCGGCUUGCACUUUCUGUACCGUGGUUAUGCUUACUACUUCCCUGACAAGACGGAGGAGUACCUUGCAUUGGCCCGUCUGUGCGGCGUCAACAUCGAGACGGCUCUGUCUAGCCUGCCUCUUCACCUGCCGGCAAAUGACGAUGUAGUCGAGGCUCUGUUGCUUGGGGCGUUUUACACCAUCGAGCUUGGGAAGCCGUCCUUGGCGUGGAUACUCUCGUCCAAAGCCUCGGAGAUGUGCCAGUCGCUCGGCUACCACCGCGCCGAUACGCACGCCAACAACGACUCAUCUGCUGGGGCGCGCCGCAAAAGACUCCUAUUCUGGGUAGUUUAUACCCUCGACAAAAGCUUGUCUCUCCGUCUUGGCCGGUCUUCUACCAUACAAGAUUACGACGUCACUGUGCCCGAGCCUCGCGAUGAGGAGACACAGCAUUCUGCCAGCCUUUCGUUCUUUAACCUUUGGAUCACCGAGUCCCGAAUACAAGGCCAGAUUUACGAGCUGCUCUAUUGCCCCGAAGCCCUUCGGCAGCCAGAGGCCGUGAGGAAGUCGAGGGCGAAGCUCCUGCUCGGUCGGCUCGACGAACUCGACACUUUGACCCAGAAGAUGUUGGACAAAUGGCACGGCUUGCUCAGGUCAGUCUCCCCUAGGGAGUUGGCCGAGUUCUUUGUGAUUUCGGACCAUGUCUUGCGGCUGUCGAUCAGAACUCUUAUCCACCGAGCCGUGCCUAAUCCACCAGGAUCUCCAACCACGUUCACAGCAGAGUGCAUUCAAACUGCUAGAGAAACGUUGGCCCGCCAUCAGGAGUGCAUGGCCGUGCUAGAGAAGACAACUGCUGGGCUGUUUUCCACCUACAUGAACUGGACCAUUCUUUUUGCGCCGUUUGUCCCGUUCAUCGUCGUUUUCUGCCAGGUGAUCGAGACCCGGGACAGGGCGGACCUCGCCCGGCUGGAGGCAUUCGUCAGCUCCCUGCAGCCGUAUACGGCCGUGUCUGAAGCGGUGGAUAGACUCCGCCGCCUCUUCCAGGUGCUCUACAGCGUCGCAUCACAGUUCGUCGAGUCCCAAACGGGACAGGGAAGAGACGGUCAGCAGCCUAGCACAGUCGACACCUGUCUGGCGGCCCUUGGCUUUCCGUCCCAACUCGGCCCGAGCUCGCAAGAAUCCGAAUACGAGACGGGAACGGCAAGCUUCGCAAGUGACCCGGCGUUUCAAAGGGGAGUAAAUCCCAUGAUUUGGAUGGGGAACGGCACAGAACUCGAAGACUGGUUCUAUAACAAUCAGUACAUGAUGGGCUUUAUGGAGGGAGCUGUUACGGAGGAGGCUAAUUAAAUGGCUCAGUAAUUAGCUACGACGCAACCAUUAGCCAACCCCUAAUUACUACAUACAUAUAUGAUGAUGUCCUAAUUGGACGCAAAUCUUUCUCACCAUAGCGGGACACGAAUUUACAGGCCUGCUAGCCACGAUGCGAUGGCCCGUUGCAUUGCCCC